UUUACAAGUCAGGCCAACCUGACAGGGAUUUCAGACCUACCGUUGUAUGUAUCCAAAGCAGUGCAUAGAGCCUUAAUCGAGGUUGAUGAAAAGGGAACGAUUGCAGCUGCUGCCACGUUUUUCAUCAAAGUGCACUUACAAAGACGGAAUGUGAAGAAACCCAAAAUGUUUAUAGCAGAUCAUCCUUUCUUAUUCAUCCUCACCAAAAAAAAACAACCCUUUCUUCAUUGGGCAAUACGCAUAAAGACGCUACUUGUAUCUAUUGGCGGA
Messenger RNA from Cylicocyclus nassatus, 270 nucleotides. NCBI's taxonomy places the organism in Eukaryota, Metazoa, Nematoda, Chromadorea, Rhabditida, Strongylidae. The record is from the annotation of a GenBank genome assembly.